GAAAUUUUGAAUUUCAAGACAAGUGCGUUUUACAAAGAAAAACUAUGUUUACAGUUGAUAAUGUGAGAGUUUUCAGUGCGUGAAAAUAUUAAGAGUUGUGAUUGUGCUCAUAUAUCCAUGUUGCAAUCAUGUACUUCGAGAUCGAAAAUACUCCGGAGCACAUUCGAAGGGCUCGUCAUACAGAAGUAGUGCAGAAAAUUUCGCCUAAAGAAGAAUGCCCACGUCUGGUGUUAGCUCCAUUUUCUAGGCCACCUCAAGUUGUUUUUGAAAAUGUACUCAUCGGAUCAACUUGUGAAAGAAAUUUGGAAGUGUUUAAUCCUUCCAAACAAGUUCAACAGAUCACUCUUGGCAAAGCUUUACCACCUGGCCUCAUCAUCCACUUGCCGGGAGAAUGGCUAGAACUGGAGCCAGAGACAUGCUACUAUCUGACAUUGACUUGGUCACCCAUGCAGCCUACUGCCCUGCGUGACACCAUCCGCUUUAUCAACGAGAACCGAGGCAGAUAUGAUGUCAUAGUGGUCCUCAAGUCUGCUAUGAAUGUAAAAGGGAAAGGGAAAACAAAUCAGCCCAAAGGUUUCAGAGUCUCUCCAGGUAAGAUGAAAAAGAAAAGUGGGAAAAGGUCUCCAGUGGCCAUCUACAAAAAGAAAUCUGAAGUCAUUUUUAACACCACUAAAGUCAAGAAAACUGUAGUACACUCCACUCAGUACAAUGUUCUGAAACCAUCCAACAAAGAAAACAUACCUUCCUUCAAUGAUUACUCCAUGGAGUCACAACACCCUGACAAGUGUCCAUUUGAUUCCCCAACCAGCAUAGACUUCAACUUUGAUACAUCUGAAAUAUUUUCUAAUAUGAGAAAAACUAACACUGAUAACAUUCUCCAAAGUACUUACGAGAAACCAUACAAUAAUAAAGUAGCAGUUCCUCUGGCUCCACACAAUGUCUUGAAACCAUCUAACAAGCUAAACUAUGAUAUGUCUGCAUCUGAGUUAUUUGAUAAUCUCACUUUCACACCCCUCAAGACUAAUGAAACAAGGGAUAAAUUGGAGAAAGGGCCAAAAAUUAUUCUCAGUAUGAAUUCUGAUAGUGAACUUGAUGAUAGUUUAGAUGUAAAAACUUCCAACAACGAAAAUGAAACCCAUUCGAUAAUUUGCAUAACAUCUGCUCAGCUCCCAAACAAGUGGCUCACUGUGAACCAUCAACAAGCAGGUAUUCAAUACAUUGAAACUCCAACUGUCCAAAAUAAAAAGAUACCCAAUACGUCAUCACCUAAAGAGAUGAACAGUCCCAAUUUUUCUAUGAAUACUGAGUUGUCCCGCAUUAGCGACUUAUCCUUCUUUCCGCAAAGAUUUUCUACAGAGAGGAAGAUAAUCCCUAAAGUGAACAAUGAAACUCAAGAGAUUUUUGAUGAUGCAAAUGCUAAGUUAAACUCUGAUACAUACACGAAAGACUCGCCCAAUACUCCAUUAGAUUUCAAAGUAAACCUGAUGUAUGGAGAGACAAGACCACCCCAUUUUUUCAUGAAAGAGCAACCUAAAAUGUGCAGACAAGCUUUGUUCCGAGAAUCACAGCAGUACAGAGAACAUUAUGAAAAGACCUAUUUGAAUCCAUCGGAUAUUAACGUCUGGAACAGAGAUGUGAGGUUUGACGCCAAAUCGCCCCCGCGGUCCAUUACUCCUCCUCUUCAGUCAAUACCAGAAGAGAGCACAUAUCUUUGUGAUACCCAAGUGCUGGAUAAAACUGAUAAACAAAUGUCGACAUUUUCACUUCCACUCAAUCGUACAUUUGAUAAAGUGCCAGAUAGAAACUCAUUAUCUACAAGCACCAAACAAACAUGGUCCAAAAAAUCUGUUCGAGCUGAGCCUGAACUCUGGAAGAUACCAACAGCUCCUCCAAGAAAGUCUUUAAAACCCAAAUCUAGCAUUAGUGGCAAAGAAUCUUUGGGUGGAAAACUGAGCAACAAAGACUCUUUGGGUGGAAAAUUGACUACUACUUUUGAUAACAAUAAAAGUAUUAAUCAAAACAUUUCACUCAAUCAAGUGGGUAAUGUUUACUCUCAAUCAGCUACAGUGGACCCAUUUCUUUCCGUCUCUUAUUUCUAUGAUGAAGAAGCUGUGCACAAGUUUGAAGCUGAGUUUAAGAGGUGGCUUAACUACAUACUAACACCGCCGGCUGAUUUAGACAGCAAUGUAGAGCAGAAGAUAGAUGUUGGGAAGGCUUGGAUCGAAAAUAGAAAUAAGGAAGUCCCUGCAGCACCAACUAGGGAGCAAGUUUGCAGCAACUACCACAACAGUCACAGGCUCGACAGUCUGCGCAGAUCGGCACGCGCAUUACUAAUGAACCCAGAAAUCGCUACGGUCUUCCAAAAGCUAAAUUUGCAGAUAGAAAAGAAGUUGAUAGCUAUUCGAACUGAUCGAAAUCUACAUUUAGAUGUGGGAUUGCAAAAGGCCAUAAUGGAAUUAUUGUUGUCAUACAAUCCUUUGUGGCUCCGCAUUGGCUUGGAAGCUAUUUACGGCCUCGUUCUGCCUCUCAAAUCAAACAGUGACAUAGAAGGGCUUACUGUUUUCAUUAUUCAAAGGAUGUUCAAAAAUCCUCAUUUGAAAAACAAACAUUCCAAAUCUACUGCUCCAAACAUGCUAUUGCCGGCAUACAUGGAAGCCAUAAAGAAGUUUACCUUGAAAAAGUUUUUCAUGCUUGUAUUCUUUUUGGAUCAAGCGAAACAAAAGAAACUAAUAUCACACGAUCCUUGUUUGUUCUGUAGAAACGCAGUCUGCAAGGAAAGCCGGGAAAUUAUUAUCAGAUUCACGAGAGAAUUGAUUGCAGGCAUCGGCGACAUCACGAAGCAUUUGCGACCUUUAGGUUACGUCGUCAGCCACAAACAAUCAUAUCUCGAUGAAUACAAAUAUGCUGUGCAUAACAUUGCUUUGGAUAUUAGAGAUGGCGUGCGGCUCACAAAAGUCAUGGAGAUAAUUUUGAUGAAAAAUGGGCUGCUGAAUCAACUGCGAACACCGCCUAUUUCGCGGUUGCAAAAGAUUCACAAUGUACAAGUUGCUCUGACUGCACUGAAGGAAGCCAACUUCGUAAUAGUUGGGGACAUAAGUGCACAAGAUAUAGCUGACGGUCACAGAGAGAAAACCCUUUCUCUUCUCUGGCAAUUGAUUCAUGUUCUCAGAGCCCCAUUGUUCGAGAAAGCAGCAAACGUUAUACAGAUAUGGUGGAGAAAGAAAUAUGAAGUUAUUGUGGAAAAGCGGAAAGAGGAAGAAAAGAAUCGUAUGAGGCUGAACAAUGCUGCAAGUAUCAUUCAAUAUUGGUGGCGAAGGAUUCAGUACAAUCGCCUAGUAGAAUGGCAGAUGCAGCAAGUUACUACUGCUACAGUAGUGUUCCAGAAGUACACUCGAAAGUGGAUUUAUCGCAACCGCUUUAUAAAAAUGAAGAGAAGUGUUUUGAAAAUAGAAGAAUGGUACAUAUCAGUGAAGAAAAUUAAGGAAGCAAAGAUGACUCUCGAAGUAUUAAAAGCCCAAAGGGAAGAACUACGACAGAAGUCAGCCACAAUUUUGCAGAGUCAUGUCAGGCGCUGGUUGUGUAUGAAACAAUAUCAAACAAAAGUCAAAAAGAUUGUACUGAUUCAAAGCAUAAUCCGUUGUUUCAUUCUUAGAAAAUAUUACAUGCAGCUGAACAAAUCUGUUACGUUUAUUCAAAAACUGUACAGAGGCAAGUUAAUGAUGAAACAGGCGAUGCAAGAGUUUAAUAAAAAAAGGCAUGCAGCUGUUGUAAUUCAAAGCUAUUACAGAAUGAUACAAGAACGCAGAAUGUUCCGCCAACUUAAGAAGUCCGUCAGGAACGUCGAAGAACGUUAUAUCGCUCUCUUAAGUAUGAGGACUCAAGUAACGAAAUAUGAACAAAUACAACGGAGCGUAGUUUUGAUACAGUCAUAUUAUAGGGGAGUUAGGAGUCGGAAAGAAUAUAUCAGGCGAAGGAAUUUAAUUCUAAUGUUACAAAGAAGGAUCAGAGCUCAUGUUCUUAUGAUAAAACAGAAAGAGUAUUACAUUCAAAUAAGAAACGCUGCCAUAACGUUACAGAAGCAUGUACGGUCGUACCUCGCGAUGAAAAAAGCAAAGCAAAGUUAUGUCGCUUUACGCAAAUCGACAAUUUCGAUUCAGCGUCGAUACCGGGCACAACAAUUGAUGAAAGCACAGAGAAAUGACUACAACAAAUUGCGUAAUGCUGCGAUAACUAUUCAGACAUAUUACAGGGGACUUAUAGCUACUCGCCGAGAAAGGCAUUAUUUCUUGCGAGUUAAGAAUGCUGCUGUUAUCAUUCAGAGACGUUAUAAAGCUCAGACUUUGAUGAAACUUAACAAGGAAACGUAUAACAGAUUGCGUACGGCUGUGAUCGCGAUACAACAGCGUUAUAGAGCUCAAUUGCUAAUGAAGGAGGAACGAUCUAGAUAUCUAAAGCUGAAAUCGUCUUGCACAACUAUUCAAAAUGCAUACAGAGCUUACGUACUGGGUCGACAACAGAGACAACGUUUCGUCACACAAAAACAAGCUGCUAUCACGAUUCAACGGUGGAUUAGAAGUUGUAAGAAAGGAAAAGAAGUUAAAAGAGAAUACGAGCAAACAAAACAAGCUUGUGUAACUAUCCAGAGAAUCUAUAGAGCUUAUAUUAUUAGCAGAAAACAAAGACAGGAAUUCUUAAAAAUCAAAACAGCUACAGUACGCAUACAAAACUAUUACAGAUCUUACAUUGAAAUGAAAAUGGUUAGAAACCAGUUUAUUCAACUUAAAACUUCGACAGUCGCAAUCCAAAGAUACUACAAAUCAUAUCUGGAAAUGCGAAAUCAAAGGACUCAGUAUCUGCAAAUGAAAUCAGCAGCUCAGCUCAUCCAGAAGUAUUUCAGGCGCUAUAGAGAAAGUAAGAGGAUUCGAAAAGAAUACUGCAUUUUUAGAAAAACUACUAUUCUUAUUCAAAGAAGAUAUAGAAGUAUUUGCACAAUGAGAACAGAAAGAAAAUGGUUUUUGACGCUGAAGCGUUCGGUUGUAACAAUCCAAGAAAGAUACAGGGCAUUGCUCACGAUGCGAACACAGAGACAAUCUUAUCUAAAGACGCGGUCAGCCGCUAUAACCAUUCAAACUAGAUUCAGAGCACAGCGUCUUAUGAAGGAAGAACGAUCCAAAUACAUGACGACUUUAAAUUCAUGUAUUUUAAUUCAAAGAAUUUACAGAGCGUAUUUAGCCGGUAAAAGGCAAAGGGAGGAAUACUACGCAUUAAAGAAAUCAGCUGUAAUCUUACAGCAAAAAUACAGAGCGUUGCUUGCUAUGCGGAAAGAAAGAAAAGUAUAUUUGACCACUCAUAUAGCGAUAGUCAACAUCCAAAGAAGAUUCAGAGCCCGCGCUCUAAUGAUAAAGGAAAAGACAAAGUUCCAAAAAAUCUUAAGUGCUACUGUUACUAUCCAAAGUGCUUACAGAGCUUACGUAAAUGGUAAAAGACAACGGCAGGAAUAUUUAAGAACUAAAGUCGCGAUUGUUACAAUCCAAACAUGGUUCAGAUGUGUUUUGGAAUGUAGGAAAACGCGUUACGAAUAUUCAAGACUGAGAAAUAGUGUUUUAUACGUACAAAGGCAAUUUAGAGCCAACAAGCUCGCUCGGGAUAUUCGUCGCUAUGAAGCUGCUAAGAAAAUUCAGACAUGGUUCCGCUCGUUGCAAAAACGCAACGAAUGUCGCAAUCAGUUUUUGAAAUUGAGAGCCAGCGCUAUAAUUGUACAAACUGUAUUCCGAAGGUACAUCCAGCAAAAGCGGUACAUUGCUACUAAAAAUGCUAUUUUAACCAUACAAAGAUUCUACCGCUCAUAUAAGGUUAGUGUUGAGGAGAGACAAAAAUACAUACGCGUAAGAACUUCAGUAAUAAAAUUACAGUCUCAUGUGAGAACUUUCAUUCAAAGAAAACGUUAUUUGAGGAUAUGUUCAGCCGUAACUACAAUACAAGCUGCAUAUAGAUUGAAAAAACAAAGAGAUUUAAUGAAAAUUCGCAGAGAAGCGGCCGCUAUAUGCAUUCAGAAGAAUUUCAGAAGAUAUCUUGUACAGACAUGGUAUCAGAACUAUCGAAAAAAAAUUUUGUAUUUGCAAAAGGUAUGGCGUGGGAAGUUAGUGACGAGACUGCUGCGUUGCGAAUAUCUGCAAAAAAGAAGAGUAAUAGUAAAACUUCAAGCCGCAAUAAGAGGAUAUUUGGUUCGCCGACACGUCCAGUGCAAGAAGGCAGACAUUCAAAAGACGAGAGAGGAACAAAAGCGUCAUUGGGCGGCGUCGGUCAUUCAGGCUCAUUACCGUGGCCACAAAGUUCGCAUAAGCGUGACCGCUGAUCGACGCGUGGCGGACCUCCGAAGAAGAUGGCGAGAAGGAGCACUGAAAUCGACGCAAGAGUCUCUAAAGGAGCGUAAUGAGGAGGCGAUGGAGGUGCUGCGCAAUAUGUCUGACAUCGAAACUGUCAUAAGGGCAUUCCGGUCUUUAGAGCUGCUGACUGAAGUUUUCCCAAUGAUGUACAACAAUAAUGCGUCGUCAAUAGUUCGUCGAGUUUAUAUCUACAUGUCCGUGACAAAUCGCUCGAUCUCCAGUAUAGAAGUGUUGAAGUCCGCUGCGUCUCUGCUUGUCAACUUGACUCGUUAUAGAGUUACUGGACCGAAAAUAUACGCGAGAGAACGUAUCCCGCCAAUACUGAAGUUCAUGUGGCGUUUCAGCAACAGUGAAACACUAUUGUUCUGCAUUUUGUGCACUUAUCUGUGGCUCUUCUCUAAAUACGACGGCAUUAGAGAGGACUUGACUGAGUUCCUGAAUAUUCCCGAAAACCAGAAAAUGUUGGCGACUAUAAAAAGCAACGUAGAGCGCACGAAGAGAAUGGCCAAUAAUGCAAGGAACAAAUUCCAUACUCCACAAACCUCGAAAGUCUCUCAAACUGGAAGACUAUCUAUGAACUACAGUAUAUGCUCCAACAAAAAUGAUAGCUUUAUUAUGCCCGCUCUUGAACCUGACUAUGGAAUCACCCGGGUUGACAAACCUCGAUAUUUUGAGGAUGCAAAUCAAGCCAUCACUUGCCUGUUCCAUACUUACAAUUUAUAAGUCAUACACUAAUGUUGUAUGUUAGGUUGUGGAUUUUUGUUUCGAUAUUGCUUUGGGAUUAACUUUUGCACUGACUAAUUAUUAUUAUAAUCUUUUUAUUAUUAAUAUUAUUGUUAGUUUAACGUUUGUAUUAUUUUUUUAUGGUUCUUAUCAUGUAUGAAAUUCAAAUUGUGUGCCAUUUGAUUAUCGAUCUAGUGUUGCCCAACCAAAAUAAGUAUGACGGCGAACUUUUUUUUUGUCUAUGGUAAUGUGACAAUGACACUGACAGAUGACUAAGAACUUUUAGGUUAAGCAUGUUUAUCGUUUAUUUAUCGCAAGAUGUAUAAAUAGUAAUUACUCGCUGGUAAAAUAACCUACGAAAUAUCAUGGAUGAAUUUGUGAACUAUUUGCUGCUGUUAUUAAUCAUUUUGCCAGUGAUAUUGUUCAUGCACUUGUGGGCCGGCAUUGGAUGGGAGCUGUUUGUCAACAACUAAUGAUUCUAUCACACCUAUGUCCUGUUUAGUUUCAAGCUAAAUGUUUUAUAAGACUUCUUAGUUAUAAAGAUAUUUCUAAUUAUGGAGACUACUGCAAGGCACUCUUCAUCUAGUUUAUAACAAUUAUGUUAAUCUGCUUUGCAAUAUGUUACUUAUUAUAAUAACACUGUGUUGGAAUUAAACAGUUUAAACGUGAUAAA
Molecule: messenger RNA, 7782 nt
Organism: Pectinophora gossypiella (pink bollworm)
Lineage: Eukaryota; Metazoa; Arthropoda; Insecta; Lepidoptera; Gelechiidae
Gene: asp
Product: protein abnormal spindle
Exons: 8
Coding region: 129-7109 (2326 amino acids)
Biological process (GO): spindle organization; establishment of meiotic spindle localization; mitotic cell cycle
Cellular component (GO): spindle pole
Molecular function (GO): protein binding
Source: RefSeq, a predicted model, not a curated record